Molecule: messenger RNA, 1262 nt
Organism: Filobasidium floriforme
Lineage: Eukaryota; Fungi; Basidiomycota; Tremellomycetes; Filobasidiales; Filobasidiaceae
Exons: 3
Coding region: 126-1193 (355 amino acids)
Source: RefSeq, a predicted model, not a curated record
UCGAAGCGAUAACGAUCGAGCGCGAUAAUGCACUGGAAUUGUCAGCGACUCUGCAGAAGGAAAUUGCUCAACUUUCGACGCGAUGUUCCGAUGCCAAUGCGAAAGAGGAGUCCGCCACGGUCAGAAUGGCGGCUCUCGAGAACCAGUUGUCACAGGAAAUGGAGCAAAUAGAUCAACUGAGAGCCGCACAAGCCCAAGCCGAAACUCGACUGCAACAGUUGCUCAAACAGGUCGACAUCCAACAGUCAGCCAAUGAGCAACUGAACCGAAGUCUUGCGGAACACAGUCGGGAUCGCUUCCAAAUCGCAGCCGAGAGGGACGAGUUGAUCAAGGAUCGUCAGUCGAAUGACGACCAGCUUGCCGAGGAGCAGUCGGUGGCACAACAGCUGCGCAAAGACCUGGAAAGCGCUACCAAUGAAACAACGCGACUGCAGGCGGAGCUUCAAGCCAAAUCGGAAGAAGCGUCUGUGAUAAAUGCACGUUAUCAGAAAGCCCAUGGGCUGGCUUCUGCCCUGACUUCAGAUGCAAGCCGGCUGGAGAGCAAACUGCAAGAAGCCUCCAAGAAGCUCGCUGCAACGGAAGUUGCCAUCGCCAAAUUGACGGAUGAGAACGCGUCGCUGGCAAGCGCCUCGCAGACCCAGUUGGAUGACGUAAACCGUCUCGAACAAUCGCUCGAAGGCAUGCAGACCGAGUUGGAGGAACAAAUGGCUCAAGUCCGCAACGCCAAUAAGGCCAAAGCCCAACUACAACGCAAGGUUGACAAGCUGGAACGAAAACUGAAAUCAAUGUCAGACGUGCCUGCCGCCGCCGAAGUGCCUAUUCCUGCCGCAGUGCUCGCCCCUCAACCGAUAGUGCACAACCAAGAGGCAAUACGAAGUUCGCCUGGUGCGCUUGCAGGCCAGAAACGCGUUCGAGACGACGAUCUGGCAGUCAAGAAAGUCUCUGCCGGACCUGAGGCCGUCAUUGCUCCCAGCCCAUUCGAAAUGGCUCGCACGCCUGUGAAACGGAUCGAAGCCGGCACAAACAGGCUGGCUUUCACCCCCACGCGGCAUAAUCUCAACCCAAACCUCGGUGCUAUCCCUCGUUCACCAUACGCGAGGCUCGCCGCUGGCGACGAAAAUUCCUUUCCCGCCAUGGCAAUGAUGCGAGGCAGAAUUGGAUCGGUACUAAACCAGCACACACCCGGACCGUAAUUCCUUGAAAAUCCAACACCCAGCAUCUUUCCGCGUCUAUAAUACGAACGUUGUAUGCAUAUCAUGACU